Molecule: messenger RNA, 1233 nt
Organism: Lachancea thermotolerans CBS 6340
Lineage: Eukaryota; Fungi; Ascomycota; Saccharomycetes; Saccharomycetales; Saccharomycetaceae
Gene: TAF4
Product: Taf4p
Exons: 1
Coding region: 1-1233 (410 amino acids)
Biological process (GO): transcription initiation at RNA polymerase II promoter
Cellular component (GO): transcription factor TFIID complex
Molecular function (GO): RNA polymerase II general transcription initiation factor activity; DNA binding
Source: RefSeq, a predicted model, not a curated record
AUGGCAAGGUCACCUAAAAGACAGGAUCCUAACGCCCAAGAAAACCUGCGAGCAAAGAGGCCUAAAAAAGAGGAGCAGGAGCAAAUAUUUGACGAGGAGGAACCGGCCUUUGAGAUUGGAGGUGGCAACACAAACGAAAGCGCGAGUCCUGAAAACACGGAUUUUUCUACAAAUAUGCCAACUCCGUUUGACAAUAUUGUUGAGGACCCCGUCGGCGGAGCAAGUUUACCAGAAAGCGCGUCGCCGACAACUAAUCUCGCCCAAACUACCAACAGCAAUAGCCAGAGUGUCAAGGAUGUUGAUGACAAGAAAAGAGGUAGGCCAAGUGGCUCUCAAACACAGAAUACUAAGGUCAACAGUACGGGACCCAAGAAAAGCGUUAUGACUCAGUCGUCUGCAUCAGCGCAUCAUCCCAAUACGCAACAAGCACAAUCCCAAAAUCAGCAGGCAGCUUCCUCGAAAAUGCAGACAGAUCCCGACAAGUUGAGUGAUGCUCUUUUUUCAGCAGGCGUUGACAUUCGAGAAGAAGAAGCGCUACUGAACUCAUCAAUGAACAUCACUAAAUCGAGCGCCCAAGCUGGAUCGCAAGCUGUGAACAAUCAAAUACCACCCCAGCCGCCGCUCCUGCACCCUACCCAUGUCGCCAGUUUUAUGAAGAAAGUUGGGAGUGAGCAAAACUUCAACCAGGAUUUCAGCAAAGCCCACGACGUUCUAAGCUUAAUGUCGACAGCAUGCGAAGUGUUCAUGACCGAUAUAAUUACGAAUUCUUUGGUUAUCUCUCGGCAUAGAAGGCGCUCUAUUAAGCUGAACUCUGGAAGGAGAAGCGAAGUGUCUCGUGCUCUUAGAGAUCUCGCUAUACAUCAGAAGGAACAAGAAGAGAGAAGAGUGAAAAGAAGAAUAGCAAUGGGACUCGAAAAGGAAACCGCCGAAGCUAAAAUGGAGACUGAAGAAACGCUUCAUAGAGCUUCGAAUGCCACUGCGAAUAUGAUGAUCGCGGGCGGAAAGAAAAAGUACAGUUGGUUGAACGCAGGCGCCAAGGCCAACAAUAAUUCAGUCAAGGUGCUAGGCAAGGUUUCGUCCGAUGUGGCAGCUAGAGGUGAGAUGGGCAUUCGUUACAGAGAAGCAAGAGAAGAACCUGGCAUAGUUAUGAGGGAUCUCCUUAACGCCUUGGAGAACAGAAGAGUAGGUGUAAAUACAGUUGUCGCCAAAGGUUACGCGAGGAUCCGCGACUGA